This is a messenger RNA of Jatropha curcas, 1567 nucleotides long. RefSeq names its product NAD(P)-linked oxidoreductase superfamily protein. Lineage: Eukaryota; Viridiplantae; Streptophyta; Magnoliopsida; Malpighiales; Euphorbiaceae. The record is from RefSeq and is a predicted model, not a curated record.
UUUUCAAUUAUGUCCUAAUAUCUGUUACUUGAAUUGCAUGGUGGCCACUCACUUAAUGUUCUUUUUCAAUAACGUCCCCAGAUAUUGGAUAAAGUUAGUUGAAUUGUAAUUUUUGUGUGUUUGUGUUUAAAAGGUCAUAAAUUUAUUUAUCCUCAAAAUCAAAUUGUCUCCUUUCUCUGUGUUUAGAAGGCUAUAAAUUUAUUGCAAAGAUAUACAAUACAUUUAUUUUUGUGUGUCUCCUUUCUCUGGGGUCUUCUUUUGAAAUGGUAGAGUUGAUUAUACACAAUUCUUUUAGUAACUUCAGCUUUAAACCACUCAAAGUGGGAACUAGAAGAAGAGUUUUUGAACUAAGGAAACAUUGUUUGAAGCCAUUGAAAUGUGUAUUAAAUGAAGAUAGUAACCGGAGAAUUGUAGUGAAGAAUGGGAAAGAUUCAUUAGAUAUAAGUAGAGUGGUGAAUGGGAUGUGGCAGACAAGUGGUGGCUGGGGCAAGAUUCAACGUGAUAAAGCUGUUGAUGCUAUGCUUUCUUAUGCUGAUUCUGGAUUGACUAGUUUUGAUAUGGCUGAUAUAUAUGGACCUGCUGAAGAUCUUUAUGGCAUUUUCAUCAAUCGAGUUCGCCGAGAACGUCCGCCUGAGUUGUUGGAUCAGAUUAGAGGUCUUACCAAGUGGGUGCCACCACCAGUUAAGAUGACAAGUAGCUAUGUCAGGCAGAACAUCGAUAUUUCACGAAAAAGAAUGGAUGUCUCUUCCUUGGACAUGCUUCAGUUUCAUUGGUGGGACUAUUCCAAUCCUGGUUAUAUUGAUGCUCUUAAACACCUAACAGACCUAAAAGAAGAAGGUAAGAUUAAGACAGUUGCUUUGACAAAUUUUGACACUGAGCGAUUACGAAUAAUUCUGGAAAAUGAAAUCCCUGUUGUUAGCAAUCAGGUGCAACAUUCAAUUGUCGACAUGCGUCCUCAACAGAAAAUGGCAGAGCUUUGUCAACUUACAGGGGUUAAACUAAUAACGUACGGGACAGUAAUGGGUGGGCUGCUAUCUGAGAAGUUCCUCGAUACCAACUUAACCAUUCCUUUUGCGGGGCCUCCUUUAAACACACCUUCCCUACAAAAAUACAAAAGGAUGGUGGAUGCUUGGGGAGGGUGGGGUCAGUUCCAAGUUUUGCUGAAGACACUAAACCAGAUAGCAUCUAAACAUGGAGUCUCAAUACCGACUGUUGCCGUAAAAUACAUAUUAGAUCAGCCAGCAGUGGCGGGAUCAAUGAUAGGCGUUCGGCUUGGUUUGUCGGAACAUAUAAAUGAUGCUAAUGCUGUGUUUUCAUUAGCUCUUGACGAAGAGGAUGUAAAUAGCAUACGAGAAGUUUCCAGUAAAGGAAAAGAUCUGAUGAAAGUCAUUGGUGACUGUGGAGAUGAAUAUAGGCGCAUAUGAACUGUAAUUUUGCAUGACCUUCUUAUUGUUGUUGUCAUUUUCUGUAUAUUUCUCAUGAGAUAGGUUUUGAAAUAUAUGUUUUUGCGAUUGAAAUUUUAGAAGAUAUUUCUCAAUAAAUAUUCAGUGGUAAUUUUGCAUAUCAA